Molecule: messenger RNA, 1824 nt
Organism: Effrenium voratum
Lineage: Eukaryota; Dinophyceae; Suessiales; Symbiodiniaceae
Source: the annotation of a GenBank genome assembly
AUGGGCGCAAAAGCGAAGCCAUGGCGUGAGCUUGGCGCAAGGCAGCGCCGCAUCGUCGCCAACGAAGCCUGCCGCCUCUUACUUCAACGCAGUCGUGACCCUGAGGAUGUCCAAGAGAUGUUCAACCUGGUGGUAGAGGAGCUUACGGCGAACUGCAGCGAUCUCCGCUUGAUCCUACAGCGGGAUGCUGCCCAGGACACAGCCUGUGGCCUGCUACUAGAGCAGCUGGGGAAGCUACGAGCAACGGUCCCCGCCAGCACAAACCUUGACGUCCCCGUCAUCACACUCACGCAGUUGGACUCUGCUGUCACCAAGGUACCCUUGCCGCAGGAGGCCCUCACCGCAGCCGGUUACACCCUGACCAAGCAUAGCGCAGCUGCUGCCGCGGAAGGCCCAAAAAGUCAACAGCGCAAGCGAGGCCGCCGCACAAAGGUGAACAGCGUUGAGAUGGUCAGCUUGGUCCGCCGUGUGCUUGCCCCACACUUGCAGGACACCGAGCGGGUAGCAGUCGUUGGCCGCGGUAGGAACAAGAAAAUGGUCGUCGCCCAGCACUUGCCGAAGAAGCGCUACCGAGUCUUCCUUGAGGAGCCAGAGCUUCACGAGUCCAUGUCGUGGUCCACCUUCCACUCCAUCAUGAAGCGACACUUCCCUCACGUGAAGAACCCCAUGAGGCAGACGGACAUUUGCGAGCACUGCAAGCAUUUGGAGCGUCACUUGCUCCCAGCAGCUCAGAGGGCCUUGGCCAAGCACAGGCUUGAGAUCGAAGAGUUCUCCCAGCAGUAUUUCCACCCCUUCGACAGCAGCCCUGCGACAAUUGAGAACAAGGAGAAGACUGACAAGUUCCCCUUGUUGGCCACUUCUUUGGCAUUCGUGCAGCAACAGAACUUCAACGCCGCCAACUCCAGAGAAAGGCAAGCGCUUGGGCUUGCCACCCGACUUGCUCUCCACAGUGCUGAAGCGUCUGCCAUCCACACCCUGAAGGGGCAUGUGGAGCUGUUGGAAGCUUACCGCUGGCACCAAACCUCUGCAAGGCGGCAAGAAGCAGCGUUGGAACAGCUUGCUUCAGGGGAGUCGCUGCCUGCUUCCGCUGUCCUCCUGCAGAUGGAUUUCAAGGAGAACGUGAAAGUUCUCAACGUGGAAGUCGAAGUGCUCUACCUGGCUGAGCAUCACGGAAAGGGAGCUUGCGAUAGGCUCUUCGCUUGGACUCGCAUGUGGGUGUCCCGGUUCAUCCAGAAGCACCCUAUUUACAACCUGCGGGAUCUCACGCAGUGCUACCGAGAAGGCGCGGCUUCGAGGAUAGCCGACGACCCGACCACGCCAGCCAUCCUUGUCUCAAACUUCGACCCUGGCCGCUUCCGACCAACGAAGCGGAGCUUUCUGUCCGCCGCCACGCUCAAAAUUUCACGAACCUACAGCCUGGUAGCCACCUUGGACCGUCAUGCCGCGCCUGGUGUGCGCAUCGUCAACCAUGUUUUCACAGAUUUGAGGCAAGGGUCGAGGGUCCUGCCCUGCCACGUGGAUGAGGUGGUGUCGGAGGAGAAGGUGGAGUGGCGGCGCGGAUACUACGACAAGCCGCGCUCCUGGGAGCAAGCAGGGCCGGAGCCAGGUGAUGUUAACCACGUCACCCGGCGCUUUGCUGCUCAAAAGACCUUCCUCCCAGACAGAGAGGUUGCUCCAAAACGAAGCCUUGAAGAGAAAAUGUCAGCCAAGGCCAAGCAGCUCAGCAAGCACGCUGCCAAGAAGAAGCGGCAGCUGGCUGAAGGCUCGUCCUCUUCUGCAAGUAGCAGCAGCAGUAGCUCCUCAACCUCCUCGGAGAAAGCCUAA